Molecule: messenger RNA, 2151 nt
Organism: Cladophialophora immunda
Lineage: Eukaryota; Fungi; Ascomycota; Eurotiomycetes; Chaetothyriales; Herpotrichiellaceae
Exons: 1
Coding region: 237-665 (142 amino acids)
Biological process (GO): mitochondrial respiratory chain complex IV assembly
Cellular component (GO): mitochondrial inner membrane
Source: RefSeq, a predicted model, not a curated record
ACUCCGUCUAAUUUUCAUCUUCCAUCUCAACAGUCAAACCAUGGGCAGACGGCCACCAUCUCCGCCACAGCAAGCCUCUCCUUGUUGAUCGGUGCCUUUUACAGCUAACCAAUUAUAAACAUUCUGAAACCCACGGGUAGAGACAAAACCCAAGGCACCAACGGCAUCGGCCAUUUACAUCGACACACCAAACGUCCUGUGGCUUCACCGGUGCCCUGUCUCCUCGCACCACUACGAUGCCUGUGUUCCAAUCCAAGCCCUUCCGCAGCAGCGGGAGCAGCGCGGCAGCAAGAGAUCUCCCCUCGCGCAUCGCGGCGUGGUACAACCGCAAACAGGAACGCAAUCCGUUCCUGUACUUCGGGCUGCCGUUCAUCUCGAUCGUCGUUGCGGCCUCGUUCCUCCUCACCCCGGCCACAGCCCUGCGGUACGAGAAGCACGACCGUAAGAACAGACGGGUCUCGGACCACGAGAGGAUGGAGCUGGGCCUGAAGGGCGGGCCGGCGGGCGAGGGCGGGCUCACGUACAAUCCGCGACGACGCAAGAUCCUCAAGGGCGAGCUCAAUGAGCGGGACGAAUACUACAGGCUCAUGGCCAAAGACCUGGACAAUUGGGAGCAGAAGCGCGUGGAGCGCUGGAAGGGCGAGCCCGAUGGGAGACUGCGAUAAGAGGGCCCCAUAUCAAUUGGACAUACGAAGGCAUACGACUGUUGCCUUGGUUUGGUCUUUCAUCUAUUCUGUGGGCGAUACCGCGCAAGAAUCUUUACCCGUUCAGCUUCGGGCCCCUGUGCGUUACACCAAGUCCAGACCUCCGGACGAAUGCUCCGAGAUCUCGAUUCCUCGCAGCGGCGAAAGCAUGCAAUUGCUCGGAGCAAGAGCUGGUACACACAUCUCGCUUGGUCGACACCGCCAGAGAUGCAAUACGUGAUGAAUACUUGGACGGGCCGAGGCAACCAAACUGGCGGUGAGCAUACUUUCCAGUACUGCAUGGCCACAGCCUCAAGAGACGGCCGUGCGUUGAGCGGAACAUCAUCCCCGGGAGUCUAGGCUGCAAAGUACAAAUUUGCCCAUGGAGCUCUGGUGACACGAAACGCGUUCUGGAGUGGAACAUCUGUGGACAAUCAACAGUUGGUGGACGAGCUUGGUUUCUCAUGGUUUCCGAAAAGGGAAACAAGCACCUGAACGACUUGAGCCAAUGCCAUGGCGGCACGAGUCACCUGAAUGAGAGAGCUCGCUUAGAUGCAGGCCGAGAUGGGCGAGAAGAUUCUGGCCAUAGCAGGAGCACGGGCUGAAUGCAGGUGUGACGGAUGUGGAGGGAGAUGACGGCAUUUGAUUGCUUUGUGUGCACGGGGCGUCAUCUUCGGCUGCAGCCGACACGCAUGGCAGCCCCAGAUGACGAGCGAAACGUGUCGCACUGGUUGUUCCUCGAGUGUCGUUCGGAGUAGCUCGGUCUCAAUAUAGCACCACCAGAGGUCAUUUCUGGAAGGAGAUGGACCCUGUACCGAGUCUACACUGUGUAUUCCACCUGUGUAUUCCACCCCGUUACAGGAAAGCAUUCUUUGUAGACUUGCAAGGGUCGUGGAGGAACGGUGAAAAAAGGAAACAUGUGAACGUUUGGCCAGAAGGCCCCUUCUUUCUCCCAAACCGGGCAUCUCCCGACCCGCUGGGGACGCUCAGAAGCACGCCAGACACCGGCUGCAUUUCGUUAUCGUUUACGUUUUCGACAUGCCGGCUGAUGACUAGGGCACUUUUUGGGUGCAUGCGGUACCUGGGUAGUGCCCACGGCCGCAUUUCUAGUGUCGUCCAAAGAGCAUUUUGGUGCGAGUAAUGGUUGAGAAUGGGAGGGGGUUCUCUCUGGUGGUGGAUCAUGCCACUUUUGCCAGCGAGACCAGCGAGACCCUGAAGGGGCUAAGUUGGAUGUACUUUGUACUCCGUACUCUUGGACCAGGUGAGAGAAGGGUCACUCGAAAAGAUAAGCGAACAGUAGAAGGUGGCCUGGGUACCUACUUGUAGGUAAGUAUGACGUGGGGUUGAGGGAUGCAGUGGUCAGCCCUGUGAAUAAGGUGCGCCUCAGAGGUCUGUUGCAGUGAUGGAGGGAGUUUGUAUUUUGUCGGGGAAUUGGUGUUUCUGCCUGUCUGCGGUUGUCAAUUGUUAU